This is a messenger RNA of Fomitiporia mediterranea MF3/22, 1303 nucleotides long. RefSeq names its product mannitol-1-phosphate dehydrogenase MPDH1. Gene Ontology annotation, molecular function: oxidoreductase activity. The coding region runs from base 73 to 1149 and encodes 358 amino acids. Lineage: Eukaryota; Fungi; Basidiomycota; Agaricomycetes; Hymenochaetales; Hymenochaetaceae. The transcript has 8 exons. The record is from RefSeq and is a predicted model, not a curated record.
AGUUCAUAAAUCGGACAAGAGUCUGUUUGACCGAAUCACAUCAGUUCCCGACGACGUAGUGUACCUGAAUCCAUGUCGUACGCAAUUCCCAGUGUCCAGCGUGCAUUUGUCCUGCCACGCGUCGGUGCGCCGCCCAAGUUCGUCACCGAUCACCCCGUUGUCCCUCCGAACGAGCUCCUUCCAGGCCAAUGCCUCGUGAACCUGUCUCAUUCAGGUGUCUGCCAUUCAGAUGUGGCAAUCAAAGAGGGGUGGUUUGCAAGUAGGGCACAAACAAAACUAGAUCUCGUGGGCGGACAUGAAGGCAUAGGAACGGUAGUGGCUAUCGCUGAGCAUACCCGCAACUCUCCAGUCAAGAUUGGUGAUCGUGUUGGUGUUAUGUUUCUGGCAGAUACAUGUCAGAGUUGCGAGUACUGCCUUUCAGGUGCCGAGUGUUUCUGUGUGCAGAUGAAGAAAGCGGGGAAUACGUUUGACGGAACCUUUUCCGAAUACACGGUCGCCUAUGUUGACCACGUUACACCUAUCCCGGAUAACUUGGACAGCGCGGACGCAGCUCCGAUCAUGUGUGCGGGAUUUACAGUCUAUAGCGCUUUGAGACAGUGCGAAGCGCAUGUAGGCAAUUGGGUGGUUAUUUCUGGAGCUGGCGGUGGCCUGGGCCAUCUUGGUGUCCAAUACGCUGUGUCUAUGGGGCUGCGUGUAGUCGCCAUCGAUACAGGGGAGGAAAAGCGAAAGCUCGUACUAGAGCUAGGGGCGGAGAAAUGGAUUGAUUUCAAAGAGACUCAGGACCUCGUAUCCGAAGUUGUCACCACAACUGGAGGUGGUGCUCACGCAGCUGUUAUAACCGCAGGUGGCAACGCGGUGUACAACCAAGCAGUAGAGUAUCUGCGUCCAAGGGGACGCCUUCUCGCAGUCGGAUUGCCCCGUGACGGUAUGCUCUCCAUACCUAUCAUUCUACUAGCAGCUAGGGGCCUCACGAUCCGCGGUGUCUUCAUCGGAAACCGCCAGAUAGCCAAAGAAGCUGUAGAGCUUGCGGCAUUGGGGAAAGUGAAAUGUCGAUAUUCUCUCCGAGGUCUCUCGGAGCUAGAGCAAGUUUACAGUGAUUUAGAAGACGGAAAUAUUGUCGGCAGAGUUGUUCUUGAUAUUAACAAGUGAAACAUACGGUAUCUAUUUCGGCUUUUCGUGCGGUCAAUCCACCUAUAAAGAGCAAAACCUUGCUCAACUGAGCCUUUGGAACCGAUAUUGAUUCGGCUCAGCAUGUUAAACGGAAAUGUAUAGUAUGUACGUGAAGAAAUCUGAAUGCCUCGUG